This is a messenger RNA of Gigantopelta aegis, 3870 nucleotides long. RefSeq lists its product as uncharacterized. Lineage: Eukaryota; Metazoa; Mollusca; Gastropoda; Neomphalida; Peltospiridae. The coding region runs from base 1 to 1350 and encodes 449 amino acids. The record is from RefSeq and is a predicted model, not a curated record. The transcript is spliced from 2 exons.
AUGGCCUCUUCAUUUCUGGGAUCUGGUGAAGACGGGGUAUCCUGUCCCCUGUGUCGCGAUGUAUAUGAAGAUCCAAGGACCCUGCCGUGUGGACACACGUUCUGCUCACACUGCUUGGAAAGCCACAUAUCUGCCUCUAUCGGUCAUGACAAAACCUUCAGAUGUCCUAUGUGCAUGCGUUCCAUCCACAUGCAAGAUGAUACAAAAGCAAUCAACUCGUGGGCCACACAGUUUCCCCUCAUUGUGGCCUUAACCUACGCCAUAGACGAAGUGAAGCGGUUGAAACGACGUAAUGCCCCCGCUGCACAGAAAAGGCCAGAGGACAAUGACCAGAGAAGGGAAGAAAUAGUUAAAACUGAAAUUCCCGAGUUGGAAAUUGUUGAAAUAUUAAAACCCGACAUAAAAUCUCUAACAGACUGCCAGCCGAUGACAGACACCCAGACAGAGAGGCAGGCAGACAGGCUGACACUGGCAGACACCCGGAAAGACAGGCAGACACUGACAGACACCCAGACAGACAGGCAGAAAGACAGACUGACACUGACAGACACCCGGACACACAGACUGACAUGGACAUUUCACACCGACAUAUCAUCAGAUAAACGUUAUCCUGAUCUAUCAUCCAUUGCGGUGCUGGGAGGUGACAGAUCUAAGAAAAUUGUUUUAAGUGAUUUGUCCAACUCCUGUGUAAAAUGUUUCUCUGCUAAAACCUCUAAACUUUUAUUUAAUUUCGAACUUCCAGGCCCACCAGGCGGCCUUGCUAGGUCAAGUGACCAGCAGGUAGUUGUCACCCUGCCAAGGAAACGUCAAAUAUUAUAUCUGCAUAUACAAGAUGACAUCCUCCUGACAAACACACUGAAGACUGAGGAACAGUACAACUUCAUAUCAGUGUUACCUAGCAACCGUCUGGUGGUCAGUGAGUUGUUUGGUGUAUGUCUAGACAUACUGGAUGAGGGAGGUCGCGUCAUUCAGUCUCUACCCCGCCACUUGAUCCCCCGCCCCUCAUGUCUCACAGUGAAAGGCGACUCUCUGGUUGUUGUAUCAGAGAACAACAGUUUGAAAUAUGUGACGUCAUCGGGACACGUCACAUGGCAGCCAAGUGAUUCAGCAAGGCUACGUGGUCUGUGCGGUGUCGCAUGUGACUUGGAAGAGUCUGUUUAUGUUUGUGAUGUUCAGAGAAAUUGUAUUGUCCAGUUGUCACGUGACGGAGAGGUCAUCGGUGAUGUCAUCACGGACCAGGAUGGAUUAUCCAGACCUGAGUUUGUCUGUUGUGAUCAUGUUAAAAUAUUUACGUGGAGCAAAGCUAACCGUGAAACUCUUCAAACUGACUUUGUGUUUCUGACAGUUUAAAAUGACAAAACAUAUUAAAUACUUUAAUACUUUUAGUAAAUGUUCAGUCAAACAUUUGCUAAUUUUAAUACAUUAGCUAAUUAAUAUUCAAAAUCUAAUUUAAAAAACAAAAACAAUGUCUGGCAGUAUUAUACACAAAAGAUAAUUACAAGUUUUAUAUUAAUGACAACUGAACUGUUCCUACCAUUUACUAAUUAAUUUAAUGAAACAAAAUAUGAAACAACAUAUUUUAUUAACGAAAAAUCAGCAAGAAAAUAUGUAAAAUCGACAAAGAAAAAUUAUUUUAUUAUUAAUUAAUUAAUUAAUUUUUAUUUUUAAUUUAUUUCUGUUUUUAGAAAACUAAAAUUCUUCAGCACAAACCAGACCGAGUAUUAAUAUAGUGUGAAGACAAAACUUAUUGAAAUGUUUAUCAGCUCAUAAAUGUUCUUACCUGAUCACACCUGAAUCUUCUUUGGUGUUGAAACACAACAGAAAAUAUGAACUCCAACAAGGCAAAACAUUUCACACAUUUCUCCAUAAUUAACCACAUCCAUUUGACAAGAAAUAUUUCUGCAUUCAGAAAUAAUUAACCACAUCCAUUUGACAAGAAAUAUUUCCGCAUUCAGAAAUAAUUAAACACAUCCAUUUGACAAGAAAUAUUUCAAGAUUCAGAAAUAAUUAAGAAAUCAGAGAAAUAUUUAAUCACAACCAUUGGAAUAAAGUUUUGACCAUUUCAAAAUAAUGAUUUGUAUAGAGAAAAUAUUUGACCUGACCAUUCGAGAAUUUUUGUCUUUUUAAUACCGCAUCCUCUUUCAAACAAAUUCAUUCUUUCUUCUUUGUUUUUAAUUAAACACAUUUAUGAAUUUUGUAUGAAAUUAGCUGUGAAAACCUUUCAACCUUCAAAAUUCCAUUAUUUGUUUGUUUAAAUCCUUUCCCUGUAAUAUUUCACAUUUUAUCUCCUAUAAGAAAUCUCUCUGAAGAUUGUAAAAUAUUUCACACUUUCCUCUUCUAAUCUCGCUGUCCCUCAAAGUCUUGCCAAGUGACGUCAUCUUUGGUUCCUCUCAGAGAAAUUAGAAAAAUCAUCAAAACAAAGUAAUUUUUUCAAUCAUUCUAUUCGCAAUUUUCUCUUUCUCCACGCAGAUUGGAGAUUUCAUCAAAACCAAGUCUUCUUUACUGAUGUCGACUGUCAAAUUUAUAAAACGCAAAUAAAAUACGUUCUGCUUCUACUGAAAUGACAAACUUCCCGUCACGUGGUCGACAGUGCCAGGGUUAGUUAGGGUGGGUGAGGGGGAGGCUGUAAAAUGAUAUAAAAACUCAAAUGUAAUCCAUAAAGUACACAAAAACUAAAUUUCAUUUGAAAUUUCUGGAUCCAUAUCAAGUUCUAAUAUUUAUGUACGCCAAUAAAAAAUGUCUCACCCCCCCCCCCCCCAACCCCGAUUUUUUUUUAAAUAAACGCCAACCCCAACCGAGUUUGAAGAUGUAAAUAGGCCCUUAUCAAUCAAUGGCGACUCCACCAACCACUCACGCAUACUACAAUACAGCGCUGUUUAUGUUGAGCAUGCCCGUAUGAAAGAUGUUUCAAUGAGAGGGGAACACAUGGACUUUGGGUCUAAUGGGAGGUACACAUUCUCAUUGGGGGAUGGGGUGGGGUGGAGAUAUGUAUCUUUAUUUACAAAAAAGUAAAAACAAACAUAAAAAGUAAACAUUUUCCUCUUCAAAUGAGGGUAUGCAUACUGACCACCACCAUCACCAACUCCCACGAGCCUGAUGAGUUGAUUAAUCAUUAGGUUUAGUAAAUUAGCAUUUUGUCUGGUUGUUCAUCGAUUAAGAUUGUGUCGAAUGACAUUUAAAGGUUUUCGCCCAGGUUUUAUAAUCAUUUGGACAUAUUUUAUUUAUUUUAUUCUUCUUUGGUAAUGAGUGUUUAAACUUAUUUUGUCAUUGUGUUCAUGCUGUAUGAAAUAUGGAAUGUUUACAUUAAAUACAAUGAUCUUAUCUCGGCAAGUUCCGCUUCGUGUAGGUCUAUAUAUGUUUAAAUAGUUUUAAAACUAAUUUUUGUAUAUACUUAUUUUAUCACUGUUGUGUGUGCAAUUGGGUGGGGUGGGGGUGGGGGGACAUUUUGUAUGUUUCCAAAGGCUAAUUAACUUAAAAUAUAGCCUAGCACAAUGUGAUUCAGAACCUUACCGUUUUUAUCAUUACAGGUCCGUACGGAGAAGGGGACAGGGCAUGUGGGGUCAGCUGCACGCUUAAAAAUUGAUGUUGUUAUUUUUAACCAACAGAAGACUUUUCUGGACAUAGACUCUCUAUUACUAUAUACCGACUCUUUUUGAACUGACACCCCUCAGUUUAGACAAGGUACGGACCUGCAUUAUUUAUAUUUAUGACCCCCCUCCUCUACUGUUUUAAUCUGUUAGAAGGGCCUGGUAAAAUAAUUACUUCAACUGUGAGAUAUAUAAAUAUGUAACAUACCGCAUUUUUAUACGUUUUUGCACUGUGUAACAGUCAUUAAUCAAGCACUUUGUAUGUCUUGUAAUCAAAUAAAUA